AUGUUUUGUUACCUCCCGAAUCGCACAAUGCUUGACACAAAUGGGCGAAUGAAUUCUGAGAGGUUAAAUGCAUGCUUCGUGGCUUUUGUAUCCAAAGUGGUCCACGGUCGAUGUUUUCAAUACUCGUUACCAAUAGAUCCACAUUUUCUCAUAAAAAAUGCUAUUUUUGAUACGAAAAAAAUAGACUCGCUAAAGAGAUGGUGGGAGUUGAGUAAAGAGAUGAGGAAUCGGAGGAAUCGGAGGAAUCGGAAGAAUCGGAGGAGUCGGAGAAUCAAGAAAUUAUCCAAAAAAAGUGACACUCUAAAACGUGAAAGGGCGAAAAGAACAUCUGAUCCCAGAAAAUUCUGGAAGGAUUUGCUAAAGAAACGGAAAAACUUUCAAAAGUAUGUCGGAAAAAGCUAUCUGCAUGAGGGGGCCCGCUUUUUGACAAGGGUUUUGACAAGGGUUGGCUCACUUUUUUUUUUCAUUUUUGCAAGAAUUUACGACAUUUGUUUUGAUGACUCAAGCUCACCAAACGACGGCUUUAAAAAAGCAGAGACGCGGGAAGAAACGGCGUCUGAUCGUGGAAAGUCAGCUGUCCUUUUGAUUCGACUCGCAAAUAAACCAAAAACACCAGUUUUUGCCUAUGUUGAUUCCCCCCAUUCCGGACUGUAUUCUCAUCUCAAUAUUCAUGUUCCUACGGGGAAAGUAUAUAAGGGAAGAAGAAGAAGAAAUCAAAUAAAAGAAUUGUUGCUUGAUGAUCCACAUGACUACGUAGAACUUGAUUGCCUAAAAGGCAGUGUUAUUUUCGGAAAGAUAAUGAUCUCUUUUAAUGGAUACAAAAAGACCGAGCGAAAGGAGCUAACCGUGAUGCAAAAGUUUUUCCACCUCUCGGGAGUCGAAAAAUUUGCAAUCGGUCUUGAAUGGCUUCAACUGCUCGGAAAUUUUUUAUGGAUUUUCCUUUGGACUCCCAGUGAUUCCAAUCAUCCUACCAUGAAUUCAACUUACUGGUUUGAUUGGAUGAUCAGUGUAGUUAUCCUUCCAAUGAUGCGCUGGAUCUGGACGUACAGUGUUCAUCUGCAAGUCAUGAGAUUGGGUCGAACGUCUUACCCAGUCAAACUAUUCUUAUUAAACAUUCGCACAAAACUGGAGGCAAAGAUGCCGCUGUUCAGAAAGAAGAAACAACAAAAAGGAGCCAAACGUGUUAUAUUAAAAAGAGAUUCGAUUUCCGAUGAUGAAGACGAGGUUUAUGUCCAAGCACGGAUGAGUGGAAAGGAUCUAAUAUUCGACUUGUGUAAUUGCCAAUAUGAUGAGCAUGGGAAAGCAGAACUUUGGACUCAGAUCGUCUAUUGCCUUUGUAUCAAUCACAAAGUGACGAUUGUGAAACGGGUGUUUAGCGAAGAAUCACUUAAAGAAUAUCGGCAACUCAAGGAUUGUACCUUUUCAAAGUUCGAAGAUUAUGCCUUGAUUGGUCCAAGAAAGCUCAAUCGAGAAGAGCUAAAUGAGUUUCUCGGUCUGCAAAACAAAUUCAACGAUUUUUCAACAAGUAGCAUCUGGGUGAAUUUCGAGAAAGGCGACAAGUCAUUCGCAAAAGUCGAUCUUUUUUCCAAACUUUUCGAUCCAUUGAUGCGUGGCCGAAAGCCUGACAAUGAUCACGAUCUUCCUUGCAUCGGGGUAAUAAACGAUGGAGAUUGGCUUGUUUGGCACAAAUUUACGGAUUGCAUGCAGAAAAUACCCUUUACCAUUAACAAUGCGGCCGCAGUGACCGAAAGCGAGUUAUGCGAAAUCUACGAAAGCGAUAAACCAGAGCGACUCUUGGAAAUUUUUCUUGGAAAAUCAAUUGAAUCAAAUGACUCUGGGACCUCUUGCAGCACAAAGCCAAUGGGAAAUGUCUCCUGCUCAACUUCAAUAGAUAAUUUUGUUGAUGCUGCAUCGACUUGGUCCAGCGAUCUUUUUAAUUCUAAUUCAUCAUCUCUUUUUCGACAAGAAAGCCAACCUUUAACCAAACACGAUUUUCUUUCGAAAAUAAUCAUGCUUGAGGAGCGCAACAAGUUGGUUGGUCACGGAGCUUAUUCGGAAGUCUAUCGAAUUUCCGAUUCCGAACGCCCAAUGGCUGUGAAAAUUUUCCGAGCUAGCGGCAAUGGGAGGAGUGCGAUAAAAAAGCUAUUCGAAAACGAAGUUCUAACUUUGAAAAAGCUAAAGCAUAACUUUAUCAUCAAAUAUUUGGACUUUGUAACAAUGAACCUGGAUAUGGGGUACCAGUUUGCAAUUUUUAUGGAGUUCGCUGAGCAUGGGACUUUGGCCCAACUUAUAUUUUCUUCUAAAUAUUCAUACUCAAUGUACACUGUGAUUUGUUGGAUGGAGCAAUUGUUCGAUGUGCUGGAUUAUUUAGAAGGCAACCAAAUACUCCAUCGAGACAUUAAACCGGAAAACAUUUUUCUAGACCAACGCUAUUUCCUUAAAUUGGGAGAUUUUGGACAUGCAAAAAUUGCACCUGUAGUAGAUGAGAGUCGAGCUAUCAGUGAAAGCUAUGCUGGCACAGAAAGAUAUAUGAGCCCUGAAUGCUUAUUUUUAGCACCACAAGUAACAACAGGCACUGAUUUGUACUCGCUGGGCAUUGUUUUGUGGGAAGUCAUCGAGAGAAGGACCCCUCGAUCUUUUUUAAAGGAUUCGAUUCUGAGA
Messenger RNA from Mesorhabditis belari, 2661 nucleotides. The record is from the annotation of a GenBank genome assembly. Lineage: Eukaryota; Metazoa; Nematoda; Chromadorea; Rhabditida; Rhabditidae.